Messenger RNA from Linum trigynum, 5059 nucleotides. The record is from the annotation of a GenBank genome assembly. NCBI's taxonomy places the organism in Eukaryota, Viridiplantae, Streptophyta, Magnoliopsida, Malpighiales, Linaceae.
UGAGACGCGUUUAGCUUGAAAAUCUAAAUCAGUAGAGUUGAUUACGAGUUAGUUGCAAAAGUCUUCACUCAAUUGGUUGGCGGAAUCGAUGGUGACCCUAAUAUAUGAACUAUGAAGUAUCGGUCUUCACGUGUCCAACCAAUUGUUUAUUUAAGUGCCUAAUCAAGUGCACAACCUUUUUUUAGGUUGAUUACACAAAGGAAAUUUUAUAUUUAGAUUUGUUAGACGUUAUAAUGACAUGAUCAGUUCUAUUUGAUUUCUAGUAGAACCAUAUUUAUUUUUGCACUAACUAACAUAGUGGCCAUUUUAUCACCUAUUUCUUUUUUUAUCCCUCCCAAGUCCCAACUCAAGACAAUAAUACGCCACAUCACUCAACUCAAUAAAUACAAAUGCCACAUUAACACUUUGACAAGCUAAUUGAAAAUGAACCAACUUAUGAAUCAAAACUACAUUACCCAAUCUAAAUUACCCGUUAUGGACUUCUUAUAUGCUUGAGAAUCGACCUCUAUUUAACUAGCAUUGAAAGAGGUUCAACAACAUUUUCUCUUCGUAGCUUGAGAAAGAGCACCUAACGCCGGCUGUGAGUAUGAAGAUAUAGAAGAGAGAAGAUGUUAAUUUGGGUUUGAAUAUCAAAUUCUAUUUGAUUUGAAUUGUGAUUCGAUCCACAUCGAUUCGUUAAGAAAAUAAUCUUAAAGUUUCGGUACUAGUAUAUUUUGAACCCUCCUCAUGUGUGCUUGAUUAGACCGGUGAAAUGAAUUGAGAUUUGAGUGACACAAAUAUUAUUUUGUUAGCAUAGAUACCUAUUUUGUUAAAAAUAAAAGUAGAUAGACUGUCUUGUUAGUGAUCCAAAAUAUGUCAUCAUUUAUGUAAUCAACCCAACAUUUACAGGGAUCACUGACUUGGCUAAAAUCAUGGUUGUCACGCCAGCCGGCGUGUCACUGGUUGAACCUGUACCGGUUAUAAAAUCGGUAUGACACCACCGGUAUGACCGGUAUGAUCGAUAUACGAAUCUCUAAGUAAAAUGAUCUUAUAUUAGUGAAUUUAUUUGAUAAAAGUAAUUUAUUAUUUAUUUUAUGUGUUAAAAAGUUAAAUGUUGAUGUUAUUUGUUGGAUUCAAGUACAAAUAUUUAGGUAUUGAUGUUAAAUGUCGUGUUUAAAUAUGAGUAUUUGUAAAUUAUUUGUAAUAUGAACCGGCACAAACCGGUAUGUACCACCGGUCGAACCAUUCCACUUGCUAAACCGGUACACUGGCACAAACCGGUUUGACAAUCUUGGCUAAAAUUAAUUUCCCCGCCUUCUGGAGUUGAGAAACCCUAUUCGCCACUUUGUCACUCUUUGCUAGUUUGCUUCACUCUUCCAAGUCCGUCGCCCAGCUAGCCUAAACCUUUCCCGCCGUCCCGUCGCCGGCUCGCCGCCCUCUCAUCCUAAUUUCCCGUCGCCUGGCUCGCCGCGCCUUUUACCGUCACCCCCGUCGCACUAAUCGCCGCCGCUGUGUCCGAGUCGCAGCGUCAAAGCAACUGCAACAGCUCUCCUUCCCCGUACCUCAACAUCCACCUCUCGACAACAACAGGUAACGUUUUAGUUCGCUUCAUUUUGGGUUACGUUGGAUAAUUGGAGCCUUGGUUAAGGUAAUUUACCGGUGCCCUGCAUAGUUGAGCUGAAAACCCCAUGGCCAUGGCUGAUUGUGUAAAGCUAUGUGGCAGAUCUGAAACAUGGAUGAUAAUCUAUAUGACGAGUUCGGGAACUACAUUGGCCCAGAAAUCGAGUCUGAUCACGAUAGUGACGAGGAAGAACAAGACGAUGACCUUUCAGACAAGGCUCACGAGGACGAGGCGGCAUCGGAUGAUGAGGAAGGAGCUCAUGCUUCCAAUGGAUGGCUUACAGCAUCUGGUGAUGUUGAUAUGGAGAACCAGAUUGUUCUUGCUGAGGACAAGAAGUAUUACCCUACAGCGGAAGAGGUUUACGGUGAAGAUGUGGAAACUCUGGUGAUGGAUGAGGACGAGCUCUCGCUCGAGCAGCCAAUCAUUAAACCAGUGAGGAACAUCAAGUUUGAGGUUGGGGUUAAGGACUCGUCGACUUAUGUGUCUAGCCAGUUUCUAGUUGGUCUGAUGUCGAAUCCAGCCCUAGUUCGCAAUGUGGCUCUUGUGGGCCAUGUGCUUCAUGGGAAGACACUUUUCAUGGAUAUGCUGGUUGAGCAAACUCAUCAUAUAUCGACAUUUGAUACAAAGAGUGAGAAGCAUAUGAGGUACACUGAUACAAGAGUUGAUGAGCAAGAAAGGAGAAUAUCCAUCAAGGCAGUGCCAAUGUCCUUGGUGCUCGAGGAUAGCAAUUCGAAAUCUUACCUUUGCAAUGUGAUGGACACUCCUGGUCAUGUCAACUUCUCUGAUGAGAUGACUGCUGCACUCAGGCUUGCUGAUGGUGCAGUGUUGGUUGUGGAUGCUGCUGAGGGAGUAAUGGUAAAUACAGAGAGAGCGAUACGUCAUGCGAUCCAGGACCGCCUACCUAUUGUAGUCGUCAUCAAUAAGGUGGACAGGCUGAUAACAGAACUGAAGUUGCCUCCUAAGGAUGCUUACCACAAGUUGAGGCAUACUAUAGAGGUCAUAAACAACCAUAUCUCCGCUGUCUCUUCAACUGCAGGGAAUCGCACCAUUAUUGAUCCUACUGCUGGGAAUGUUUGCUUUGCUAGUGCUACUGCUGGAUGGUCGUUUACUUUGCAGUCAUUUGCCAGACUGUAUCUCAAACUCCAUGGUAUUCCAUUCGACACCAAUAAGUUUGCAGCUCGCCUAUGGGGGGAUAAGUACUAUCACCCACAGUCAAGGACUUUCCAGAAGGUACCCCCGGAGGGUGGAGGAGACAGAUCCUUCGUUCAGUUUAUACUGGAACCUCUCUACAAACUAUAUAGCCAAGUGAUUGGAGAACACAAGAAGAGCGUGGAAACUACUCUGGCAGAGCUUGGUGUGACUCUCCCCAAUGCUGCCUAUAGAUUGAAUGUUAGGCCCUUGCUGAGGUUGGCUUGUAGCAGGGUUUUUGGCUCAGCUUCAGGUUUCACUGAUAUGUUGGUUCAUCACAUUCCUUCUGCUAAGGAUGCAGCUGCCAGGAAGGUUGAUCACAUAUACACAGGGCCGAAAGACUCUAUACUUUACAAGGCAAUGAAAGAAUGCGAUUCCUCGGGCCCCUUGAUGAUCAAUGUCACGAAAUUGUAUCCCAAGCCUGAUUGCAGUGCCUUUGAUGCGUUUGGUAGAGUCUAUAGCGGUAAAAUUAUGACAGGGCAGUCUGUGAAAGUAUUGGGGGAAGGUUAUUCACCAGAGGAUGAGGAAGACAUGACAGUGAAAGAAGUUACAAAACUAUGUGUGUAUCAGGCACGGUAUAGAUUGCCUAUUAGCAUGGCUCCACCUGGUUCUUGGGUUCUUAUUGAAGGCGUAGAUGCAUCCAUCAUGAAAACCGCUACACUGUGCAACGUUAAUUAUGAUGAUGAAGAUGUGUACAUUUUCCGGCCGCUACAGUUCAAUACUCUUCCUGUAGUUAAGACAGCUACUGAGCCAUUGAAUCCAAGUGAGUUGCCAAAAAUGGUGGAAGGUCUUAGGAAGAUCAGCAAAAGCUAUCCUCUUGCCAUAACUAAAGUUGAGGAGUCUGGAGAGCACACUAUACUCGGCACAGGAGAGUUAUAUCUGGAUUCAAUUAUGAAAGAUCUUCGGGAGCUCUAUUCUGAAGUAGAAGUCAAGGUAGCAGAUCCAGUGGUGUCUUUCUGCGAAACUGUUGUGGAAUCUUCGUCAAUGAAGUGUUUUGCCGAAACACCUAACAAGAAAAACAAAAUUACUAUGAUUGCUGAGCCCUUGGAGAAAGGUCUUGCAGAAAACAUUGAGAAUGGUGUUGUGAGCCUUGACUGGAACAGGAAAGCUAUUGGUGAAUUUUUUAAGGGAUAUGAUUGGGAUGUGCUUGCUGCUCGAUCUAUCUGGGCCUUUGGUCCUGAUAAGCAGGGACCUAACAUUUUAUUAGACGAUACGCUUCCUACUGAAGUUGAUAAGGGAUUGCUUACUGCUGUUAAGGAUUCUAUUGUUCAAGGGUUUCAGUGGGGUGCACGAGAAGGACCACUUUGUGAUGAGCCAAUCAGGAAUGUAAAAUUCAAAAUAGUUGAUGCAAGAAUCGCACCUGAACCGUUGCAUCGUGGCUCGGGUCAGAUUAUCCCCACAGCUAGGCGUGUUGCAUAUUCAUCAUUUCUUAUGGCAACUCCUAGGCUGAUGGAACCUGUGUAUUAUGUUGAGAUCCAAACACCAGUUGACUGCCUAUCAGCAAUUUAUACUGUGUUGUCACGUAGACGUGGACAUGUAACAGCAGAUGUUCCUCAGCCUGGAACUCCAGCGUAUAUUGUCAAGGCAUUUUUACCGGUGAUAGAGUCAUUCGGGUUCGAGACGGACUUGAGGUACCAUACACAGGGACAAGCAUUCUGCCUCAGUGUGUUUGAUCACUGGGCCAUAGUACCUGGGGACCCGCUGGACAAGAGCAUAGUUUUAAGGCCACUUGAGCCUGCCCCAAUCCAACAUCUUGCUCGUGAAUUCAUGGUCAAGACCAGGCGCCGAAAGGGAAUGAGCGAAGAUGUGAGCAUCAACAAGUUCUUCGACGAGGCCAUGAUGGUAGAGCUGGCUCAGCAAGCUGCUGACAUUCACCAGAUGAUGUGAUCGAUGACUGCCCCGGAACCGAGAAACGAAAAUUCGAAUCCCCAGCCCUGUUGUUGCUGCCUUUUGGUGUAGCUUAGCUGGAAAUGGCAUCACGUUGUAGCUGUCUAUCCACCUUUGGUUCCUCUUUUGUUGUAGUUAGCUAGCUAGUUGCUUCGAACAGGAAGAGCUAAAGUGAGAGUGUUCGUCUUCGGCCACAGGAGUCUCACCACCAACAUGAGAUCAGAGUCUGUACAAAUCUGCCUAACUGUAUUACUUCUACUCCUUUAGGUUUAAAAAGGGGGUUGUUGAUUUUGAUUGAUGAUUAACAAGAUGCAUACAUGAAUUCUCCAAAGCUUUAACUCGUUGAGCGGCCCGAGUAGUUUACAGUAAAUAACUGAUUCAAAC